AUGCGCUCGGCGGCCGCAGCUCCUCGGGGCCCCUCGGCGGCCAUCGAGCCUCGUCGCUUCGCCGCGGCCAGGUGGCCCGGGCGGCGCUCGCUCCCGCGGCCGGCGCGGCGGGGCGGGCGGGGCGGCGGCAGCGGCGGGGCUCCGACACCGUAUCCCUCCGCCGCCCCUCCCCCGCCCGGCCCCGGCCCCCCUCCCUCCGAGCAACGCUCGCCUCCCUCUGCCUCAGACUGUUUUGGUAGCAACGGCAACGGCGGUAGCGCGCCCCGGCCCGGCUCCCGGCGGCUCCUCGGUUUCCGCGGGCCUCCCCGCCCCUUCGUCGUCCUCCUUCUCCCCCUCGCCGGCCCGGGUGCCCCCCCCGCCGCGCCGACCCGCGCCUCCCCGCUCGGCGCCCGCGCGUCCCCGCCGCGCUCCGGUGUCUCCUCGGCGCGCCCGGCUCCCGGCUGUCCCCGCCCGGCGUGCGGGCCGGUGUAUGGGCCCCUCACCAUGUCGCUGAAGCCCCAGCAGCAGCAGCAGCAGCAGCAGCCCGUGGCCGCCAAUGUCCGCAAGCCCGGCGGCGGCGGCGGCGGCGGCCUUCUCACGUCGCCCGCCGCCCCCUCUGAGGCGGCGGCGGGGGCUCCAGAGCUCCCCGGGAAUCGUGGGGCUCUGUGCAGUUUUCCGCAGCGUUCCGCCCUCCCCCACGUGCGGAAGGGAUGGGGGAGUGCCCGACCCCCCUCCAGGCCUCCCUCCUUCCCACGCAAGGCCUCUCUGGCGCGGAGGGCGGCCGAGCCGCAUUGCUGUUCCGAGGCCGCGGAGGAGAAGGCGCCUUUGAAUAGUGGUGGGCGACGGCCGGCCCCAGGCGCGCGGUAG
Molecule: messenger RNA, 846 nt
Organism: Physeter macrocephalus (sperm whale)
Lineage: Eukaryota; Metazoa; Chordata; Mammalia; Artiodactyla; Physeteridae
Product: ataxin-2-like
Exons: 2
Coding region: 1-846 (281 amino acids)
Source: RefSeq, a predicted model, not a curated record